Molecule: messenger RNA, 573 nt
Organism: Ilex paraguariensis (yerba mate)
Lineage: Eukaryota; Viridiplantae; Streptophyta; Magnoliopsida; Aquifoliales; Aquifoliaceae
Source: the annotation of a GenBank genome assembly
AUGGCGAGCAGUGCUUGUAAUGGAGGAGGAGGGGGAGGAGGAGGGGAAGAAGAUGUGAAUAAAUUAGCAGCACAGCUCAGCAAAACCCUAAAAGAAGGAGAGAGAAUUCUCGCCCCAACCAGAAGACCAGACGGGACUCUUCGAAAGCCUAUUCGAAUUAGGGCUGGCUAUGUCCCUCAAGAUGAAGUAGCCAUUUACCAGUCCAAAGGCGCUCUGUGGAAGAAAGAGAUGGCGGCGUCGCAAGAUGUGCCUCCGGGUUACGAUCCGGUGGUGGAUGUCAAGCCUAUGACCAAAUCUGCUAAAAGGAAUGAAAGAAAGAAGGAAAAGCGUCUACAGGCUGCUCUCGAUAAGGAUAAGCAUUUGGGCAAUAAUGAGGUAUCUCCGGCAGAAGAUGCAAGUCAGGGAUCAGAAUCUGCUGAGUCGGUGACUUCCCAGAUAAAUGAGCUCACUAUUUAUGCAAAUGCAAGUGUAGUUACCCCUUCCUCAAACUCAACAGAGUGUUCAACACCCGAGGAUUGUGUUCAAGAUAUUGACAAAAGAAUUCGUGCACUGAAGAAAAAGGUAAAUUUCUGA